AUGACAACGCCCAGAAAUUCAGUGAGUGGAACUUUUCCAGCAGAGCCUAUGCAGCGCCCUCUUGGCAUGUAUCCCACUCAGAAAACAAUUCCCUGGAAGAUAUCUUCACUGACAGGCCCCACACAACACUUCUUCAUCAGAGAGUCGAAGACUUUUGGGGCUAUCCAGAUCAUGAAUGGGCUCAUCCACUUUGCCCUGGGGGGUCUCUUGAUGAUCCCCGUUGGGAUCUAUUCACCUAUCUGUAUGGCUGUCUGGUACCCUCUCUGGGGAGGCACUCUGUUCAUCAUUUCCGGAUCACUUCUGGUAGCAGCAGAGAAAACUGCCAGGGAUACUUUGAUCAAAGGAAAAAUGAUAAUGAACUCAUUGGGCCUCUUUGCCGCCAUUGCUGGGAUAAUUCUUUUGAUCAUGGACAUAUUUAAUAUUACACUCUCUCAUUUUUUUAAAAUGGACAGUUUGUAUUUUAUUAAAGCUGCUGCACCAAAUAUUAACAUAUACAACUGUGAACAAGCUCAGACCAUUGAGAGAAACCCUGUAUCGACGCAGUAUUGUUACAGCGUGCGAUCCAUGUUCUUGGGCAUUUUCGCUGUGAUGUUGAUCUUCUCCUUCUUCCAGAAACUCGUGGCAGCUGGCACUGCUGAGAACGACUGGAGGCAACUGUGCUCCAAGCCCAGAGCUAAUGUGGUUCUUCUAUCAGCGGAGGGGAAAAAAGAGCAAAAAAUUGAAAUAAAAGAACAAGUGGUGGAGUUAACCGUAGUCUCUUCCCAACCAAAGAAUGAGGAAGACGUUGAAAUCAUUCCAGUUCUAGAAGAAGAAGAAGCAGCAGCAGCAGCGGAAGGAGCAGAAAUAAACUUCCCAGAACCUCCUCCAGAGCAGGAAUCCACACCAGUGGAAAAUGAUGUCGCCCCUAAUUGUUCUUCUUGA
Messenger RNA from Elephantulus edwardii (Cape elephant shrew), 921 nucleotides. RefSeq names its product membrane-spanning 4-domains, subfamily A, member 1 (gene MS4A1). The record is from RefSeq and is a predicted model, not a curated record. The coding region runs from base 1 to 921 and encodes 306 amino acids. The transcript is spliced from 6 exons. Gene Ontology annotation, biological process: cell surface receptor signaling pathway. NCBI's taxonomy places the organism in Eukaryota, Metazoa, Chordata, Mammalia, Macroscelidea, Macroscelididae. Gene Ontology annotation, cellular component: plasma membrane; external side of plasma membrane.